GACUGGCAUGCCGCAGGUGUUGAUGUUUAUGAUAUCCCUAUGACCGACUUCUUUGGAUCCGCGGGAAGAGCAGAAAUCGAUUCUGCUGUGCAUUUUAUGGAGGGUAUUGCAGCGAAAGGGAAAUCUGUUUAUGUCCAUUGUAAAGCUGGAAGAACUCGAAGUGCCACGGUAGCUGUAUGUUACUUAGUUAAGAAACACAAUUGGUUGCCAAAUGUGGCGAUGGAGUUUUUGAAAAGCAAGCGGCCACAGGUUCAUUCAAUUUUCAUUAUCACUAUCCUAAGAAAUGCGCAUUGGCGAACAGCAAACGAAUACCGCCGUUUUCUCGAUCAUCAUAUGCCAACUGGCCAAAAAACAGGAUCUUUUUAA
Molecule: messenger RNA, 366 nt
Organism: Strongylus vulgaris
Lineage: Eukaryota; Metazoa; Nematoda; Chromadorea; Rhabditida; Strongylidae
Source: the annotation of a GenBank genome assembly